CAGAGGAGCUUAGAGAGGGGAUCUGCAUUGUAAGUAGCUCUGAGAGCAGCAAGUGGUGGCCGUUUUUCAACCUGUUUUUGUUUUCUGGAGGAGCAAGAGAACAAGAAGAAGAAGGAGGAGAAGAAUCAGGAAGAAGAGCACAGAUUUGAAAAGUCUGAGCUGUGUUUAAAAAAAAAAAGAAGAAGCUGAAGGAGAAGAAGGGAGGAGAGAAGCCAGGAGGAACACAAGGCAGCAAUGGAUAGCAGAGUGGCUCAAUCUGACCCUGGGAUGGCCUGGAUUCACACACUGCUGCUGGCCACCAGCCAGCACACACACUAGACUGCUAACGCAAAUGAGCUCCCAUGUGCUCGUUCAGCCAUGCUCCCUGGGUAUGGAUUCUCACCUUUUCCUGAUUUCCAACCCCACCUUCACGCCUUUCGCUGCAGAGGAGAGAGUCCCAGCAUGUGGAUCCCUGGCUCAGUAGAGUCCCAGGCUCUGAGCGAGUCCCAGGAGGACAGGCCUCUCCUCCACCCGUGCCACCACAAGCAUGUCGCCGUGUGCCAGCAGGAAACAUUGGCUUUUAUUGAGCUACAGCCACCAGUGACUCCUAAACUAAGGCCAACAGUUAUUCCAGAUGCACAAUGUAUAACACACUCCCGGCCACUGAAUGGUUUCAGACACACGCUAAACGAACACAAUGACAUGCAGAACGGCUGCCACAGGACAGACAAUGAACAUGAAACAAUACAGAAUUUGAACUCUUAUACACCUGACGGUGAUGGUGAUCUUGAAUGCCCCAAUGGGACUUCUUCUAUGCAGGAGCAGACUGAAAAGCCACGAACUGUCACAACAGUAUGUCGUCCUCACCACGCAGCUCUUAGCCUCCCCCUGUCGUUCCCUCUGUCCUCUCUAUACACAAACAGUGACUCAUGGGAAUCUCAGUUGCCUUGCUCACCGUCCUCACCUGAAGGUCCUGGGUUUCAGAGCCCAGACUCUUGCCAGCCACAGAGGAGGACAUCACAAGGUUCACUGAAAGAGAAGUCCAUCCGGCGAAAGAUGCAGGUUUAUUCCCCUGACAGCCCAAGCGAUGAAUCUCUCAGCAGCCCAAUCCUGGAUGCAGACUACAUCUUUCCUGGACCUUUUGCAUCUUUCCUGGAGGAGGACCUCAGUGGAUUAUCUUCCCUGGAGGCCAUUUCAUGUCCGUCAUCCACAGAUGGUGCUGCAGAUCUCCCAAACCUCAGUCACAAUGAUAUUUUUAAUUUACCUUCAGAACCACUGCAGAUAAUAGAGGACUCAAUACUGGGGGAGAGGGAAGAUAGCGGUAGUGCAGAGACAUCCAGCGCCACAGGGGGGAGCUUUUUGUCACGCAGCCGUCAAGGGGACCAAGAGCGGAGGCGCUUCUCAGCUUCAGAACUCAUAUCUAGACUUCAGCUGUCUCAGAGGAAGAACUCCUUCACUCUGAAGCUGGGGAAGUCACUGUCAGCACGGGUAGCCUCCAGAGACAGACAGAGCACCAACAGCCUCAGCCCCAACCCUGACUAUAAUAAGUCCAACUCCAAGCACCGCAGUUCAGGAGGCUCUAGUGAUAGCGCCCCCCACAGUCCUGUAGGACCUGCACCGCCUCUGCCCAGCAAUGACAAUGGGAUGCCUUUGCAUCGGUGGAGCACAAAACUCGGAAUGCGAAAGAAAUCCAUUGAAGAAGACGUGGGCACACUUCCAACUGUUGCUAGUUCGAAUCGCUUAUCAAGGUUUUUGCCCAGUUCAAUUCUGUACCAAGAAUAUAGCGACGUCGCCAUCAACAGAGAGAUCCAGAGGCAGCAGGGGAAGGAGCCGGGCACAGAGGAGGAGGGCCUCAGGGACGAGGGGUCUGAUGGGACCCCGUCCCCAUCUAAUCUGUCGCCGUCCAGCUCCUUUCGUUCCUCACGAGGCUCUGCUUUUGCACUGUGGCAGGAUAUACCUGAUGUACGAACCAGUGGUCAGCUCGACAACUUCAGCAAUGAGGAGAGGAAAUUACAGGAGGCAAAGUUUGAACUGGUGACUUCUGAAGCGUCAUACAUCCGUAGCUUGACGAUCGCUGUGGACCACUUCAUGUUGUCGCAGGAGCUCGCCGAGUGUCUUGGAGCUCAGGAUAAGCAGUGGCUCUUCUCCAAGCUGCCUGAAGUCAAAGAUGUCAGUGAGAGGUUUCUUCAGGACCUGGAACACAGACUGGAGGAAGACAUUCUUCGUUUUGAUGUGUGCGACAUUGUCCUGGAUCAUUGCCCGGCUCUGCGAAGGGUUUAUUUACCUUAUGUAACCAACCAGGCUUACCAAGAACAGACGUACCAGCGUUUGCUGCACGACAACCCUCGUUUCCCUGGCAUCCUGGCUCGUUUGGAGGAGGACCCUAUCUGCCAAAGACUUCCUCUUACUUCUUUUCUAAUCCUCCCAUUUCAGAGGAUCACACGGCUUAAAAUGCUGGUGGAGAAUAUUUUAAAGAGGACAACACCAGGCUCUCGAGAUGAGGACACUGCCACGAAAGCUUUCAAUGAGCUGAAAAAGAUCAUCAAAGAAUGUAACUCCAGUGUGCAGUCAAUGAAGAGGAUGGAGGAACUCAUUCACCUCAAUAAAAAAAUUCAUUUUGAGGGAAAGAUCUUUCCUCUGAUCUCUCAGUCUCGCUGGCUGGUGAAACAUGGUGAACUCCUGGAGGUGGACACUCAGACGAUGAGUAUUUCUGGAUCCAAGCUAAAGUUACCCACCAAACCUGUGUACCUCCACCUGUUCAAUGACUGUCUCCUGCUGUCCAGGAGGAAGGAUACAUGGAAGUUCAUGGUCUUCGUACAUGCCAAGAUAGGAGAGCUGAAAGUGAAGGAUCUUAGUCAGAAGCUACAGGGCAUCUCAGGCUUCAUCUUCCACCUGCAGCUGUGUGAAGGCCAGCAGCUUAAACACCAGAUCCUGCUCAAAUCACACACAGAGAGCGGGAAGCAGAGGUGGAUCACAGCGAUGUUUCCGUCUGAUCCACUCGAGGACAUCGAGCAAGCCAAUGAGAAUGAUGAUAUAUCCCAGGUUCAGUGCAUCAAAAGCUAUCAGGCCCAAGAGCACGAUGAGUUAACAUUGGAAAAGGCCGACAUUCUUCAUGCUAAGACCAUUACAAGUGAUGGCUGGGUAGAAGGCAUCAGACUGUCAGAUGGGGAACGGGGCUGGUUCCCCAAAUCCUAUGUGGAGGAAAUCACAAGCCGCAGUGCACGACUCCGCAACCUCCGAGAAAAUAUCCGCAUCAAAUGUGUCAUGCAGAAACUGGAGGGAGAGGACUAACCCUUUUGUCUGAGGUGCAUUUCAGUUUCUAAGUUUCAUUUUUAAGCUUCUUGAUCAUUGUUUUAAUUUUAGAUGGAUGUGGGACCUUUGUAUAGUUUCCAAGUUCUAAAACAAGCCAACAUUUUUGACUGUUCUUAUUAAUUUCUUUUAGCACACUUGCUGUGAAUACAGCUGUGAAUACAGCGUGUUGACCACAGUUCACAUUCACACUCUGUAGUUUCUAAACUUUGUAUGAGCAGUUACUGUAUGCAUGCUUUCUGGGAAUGCAUCUCAAUACAUUUUCUUAAAAACAGAGGAAAACUUCAAGCAUCUUCACAAAUGUAAAUGUGGUAUACAUGCAUGCACAUUUACCAGCACAGCUUGUAAAGGUACAUGUGUGCAUUUCUUGAUUCAUGUCAGAGGAGAUCAGCUUGUAACAGUGUGAGGCUAACUCAGAGUCUGUCAUCUGUCAGUCCCUCUUUGAGCUGUCUUGCAGCAAAAAGCUUGUCUUUGUUCACACUAAGUGCUGCUUUAAUUUCAGCAUACAACAGUAUCAAUGCACUACAGUGCACCUGUUCAUUUCCCUCCAUGGAUGACACCCUCCCUGUAUGGACAGCAAAUGGUCUCUGCUAACAAUAUGGACUGAAUGAACUCUUGCUGUUUGGCCCAAACAAGGCAACCACAUGGUGGCUUAAUUAGUUUUCAGAUGGUUCUCACAGUUCUGCUGUAACAUAAAUAAAAUUUGAAAGUUCAAAACAUUGAAGGUUUUGAUCUUUUCAUGCAUUUUGCUGACAGUAAAAAACAAAACAAACAACAACAACAAAAAAAAAACGAUAAAUCAACACCAGCCUCGUUGGAAGUGGAAAAAUAUACCAAAUUCCCCAUGGAAGGCAUUUACAUUGGCAACAUGGGUGGUAAAUGUGCAAAUUUAGCUUCAAAGUUACUAAUUUUAAAACUUUGACAAGCCCCAGUUUAGCACCAGUUGAAUGAAAGCUCAACAUUAUUGUAUUACACUAAUAAUGCAGAAUAAAAUAAUGCUUUUGAACACUAAGCACUGAAUUACAUGUAGGCCUACAUCACUCGCAUCAUUUCCCUCAAUAUGUGUAAA
Toxotes jaculatrix (banded archerfish) is the source of this 4357-nucleotide messenger RNA. It is a transcript of the gene arhgef19, whose product is annotated as Rho guanine nucleotide exchange factor (GEF) 19. Lineage: Eukaryota; Metazoa; Chordata; Actinopteri; Toxotidae. Gene Ontology annotation, molecular function: protein binding; guanyl-nucleotide exchange factor activity. The transcript has 16 exons. The record is from RefSeq and is a predicted model, not a curated record. Bases 358 to 3270 code for a protein of 970 amino acids. Gene Ontology annotation, biological process: regulation of actin cytoskeleton organization; activation of GTPase activity.